UAUAUAUAUAUGUAUAUGCGGCACAAAAUUCGUGGCAGGAACAAAUCAAAUCAGACAGCUGCUCGACACCUCCCCGGCCGUGACUUCUCGCCGAUCCACAUGGAUACGGCCUGCGGCAGCAAGCCGCCGCGGUCGAAGAAGGUGUGCGUCAUCGGAGCCGGCAUGGCCGGGCUGGCCGCGGCGCGCGAGCUGCGCCGUGAGGGCCACGACGUGACGGUGCUGGAGCAGAGCGGCGACGUCGGCGGGCAGUGGCUGUACGACCCGAGGACCGACGCCGAUGACGCACUCGGCGUGGCGGCGCCGGUGAAGGUGCACAGCAGCAUCUACGCCUCGCUCCGGCUCAUCAGCCCCCGGCAGACUACGGGCUUCACCGACUUCCCCUUCUGCCCCAAGAGCGGCCGCGACGACCGCCGCUUCCCGGGCCACCGCGAGGUGCACCUGUACCUCAAGGACUUCUGCGACGCGUUCGGGCUCAUGGAGGCCGUGAGGCUCAACACCAGGGUCCUCCAUGCCGCCAUGACUCCGGCGUGUAAGUGGGCUGUGAGAUCCAUGGACCUCGGGAUCGGGGAGUGCGAUGGUGCCGACGGGAAGGAGUUGGACGCGUACGUGGACGAGGUGUUCGACGCCGUCGUCGUCGCCAGCGGCCACUACUCGCAGCCAAGAUUGCCAAGCAUCAAAGGUAAGUGUAAAGCAACGCAAGCUCCACGGACCAAGCAUGUUCCCAUAAUCGUUUACUAUAAAGAAGAAGAUGUACGUACAGGCAUGGAGACGUGGAGGGGGAGGCAGAUGCACAGCCACUCGUAUAGGAUGCCGGAGCCGUUCCGCGGCGAGGUUGUGGUGGUCGUCGGGUGCGGGGAUAGCGGCAGAGACAUCGCCAUAGAGAUCCGCGGCGUGGCCAAGGAGGUGUACAUCGUCGCCGGGUCCAUGGAGGCGGUCACCCCAGGCUUGUCCAAGGUGCUGGCCAAGUACAGCACCAACCUCCAUCUCCGACUUGAAGUGGAGCGUCUGUGCGAGGACGGGCGGGUGGCUUUCAAGGACGGCGGCGGCUCCAGCUCCAGCGUCGCCGCCGACACCGUCAUCUACUGCACAGGGUACAACUACUCGUUCCCGUUCCUGGACACGGGCGGAGCGGUGGCCGUGGACGACAACCGCGUGGGCCCGCUGUUCGAGCAUGUGUUCCCGCCGUCGCUGGCUCCGUCACUCUCCUUCGUCGGCCUACUCAGGAAGGUAUUCGCGCCUCGGUCCUUCGAGGCUCAGGCUCGUUGGGUGGCCCAGGUGCUGUCCGGCAGGAGGAAGCUGCCGACGGAGGAGGAGAUGCUUCGGUCCGUGGAGGAGUUCUACCGCGCCAGGGAGAUCGCCGGCGUGCCCAGCAAGUACACCCACGAGAUCCGCUCGCUCAAGUGCUCGUACGUGGAUGAUUUCGGGGAGAAGUACUGCGACUUCCCUCGUCAGGAGAGGUGGCAGUACGAGCUGCUGAGGUCGUCCGUGCACGACAUGAUGGACAAGUUCGAGACCUUCCGAGACGACUACCAGGACAGCGACUCCAUCCGCAAGGCUGUGCAGGAGUGGCAUCUCUCUUGUCUGCAAAGCUCGUCCAAGGCUGGUUCUGAGAUUUCGAGGGCCUGGGCGAAGCAAGAACCUGGUGCCUCUAAAUAGGAACAUUCAAAUUAUAUGGAUCGAAGAGAGUAGUGGGAACCACUAAUGUUUCGUGUAAGGAAAUCCGACAACAAGGAGGAGAAAAGCCUAACAAAGAAAACCCACGAAGCGUUUCUUUAGAUUGUAAAUAAAUGAAGCUAAGCCGGCCCAUGAGUCUGCAAAACAUCUGGAGCACACACAAAGCAGCUUGGGGCAGCAGCUCAUUCAAAAACCAACAUCAUCCAAUCAAUUCAGCCCGGUUCACCAGACGUGUAGGCCACCUCUCGGAGCAGUGGCCCGUUAAUAAUGGGCUGACUGGCAGACGAUGUGGUGGCACGGUAAAAGAACCUAGCCAUUCUCAAUGGGAACCAUGAGAUCAUUGGAACGUUUAACGAGCACAUCGAUCGAAUAAUCCAAGUGUCAAAUCAUUCUGGGGCCUCCUAGCUAGCUCAGUUUAGCUGAUUUUUUUAACAAGGUGAGCCACAUAUUGAUGACAUGGCUAA
Messenger RNA from Triticum dicoccoides, 2138 nucleotides. Its product is annotated as flavin-containing monooxygenase FMO GS-OX-like 8. Bases 10 to 1656 code for a protein of 548 amino acids. The record is from RefSeq and is a predicted model, not a curated record. Lineage: Eukaryota; Viridiplantae; Streptophyta; Magnoliopsida; Poales; Poaceae. Gene Ontology annotation, molecular function: NADP binding; N,N-dimethylaniline monooxygenase activity; flavin adenine dinucleotide binding. The transcript is spliced from 3 exons.